GAAACAGAGCAAAAGAUGCGCCUACAGGAUAUGCGUUGUGUAUUUUAUCUGCUCCUCACCUCUGCCUUGUGGAAUGCAUGGAGCGUGCAUUGCACAGUCACGGGAGAUAUUCGAGUCAACCCUCAACUAAGAACUACCGCCAAGAAAGAUGAUUUCGCAUUGUGCAAGCUCAAAAAAGCUGGGAUGCACUUUGAAGUCAUCUGCCAUCCAGGCAUGAUUCUCAAGUUCCGAGAAGGACUUGUCUCAGACGUCAUGGACGUGGUUGUGUCCAGUGACAUCUUUAAGGACGCGAAGACAAGGAUGCAUCGAAGUCAUGUGGACAUCGUGAGUGCCUUCGGGAAGGAGGACAUUACAUCUUGUAUCAAAGAGAUCUUGAUGGAAGGAGAGUAUCAGCACACUGCUGAGGAGAGGAAGCGACAGAUGGAGGAGAAGAUGGAGGAAGUUGCCGCCUUCAUCUGCCAAAACUUUGUCGAAACUCCAUCGCAUCGUGCGUACAGCAUGGAAGAGAUGAUGGAGAUUUUAGAGAGUCAUCCUAACUUGAAGUUCAACCCGAUGAGGUCAACCGAGUAUCAAGCGAUGGAAGUUGUGAAGCAGCUGCAGGAGGACGUUCCUAUCGUCCCCUCCUACAAGUCCGUCGCAUGCACAGAGAAAUUCAAAGAUUUUUGUCACGCGUAUGUAGAGGAUUGUAAGUGAAUGAAUUGGGACGAGGGAGUGAA
This is a messenger RNA of Guillardia theta CCMP2712, 716 nucleotides long. RefSeq lists its product as hypothetical. Bases 16 to 693 code for a protein of 225 amino acids. The record is from RefSeq and is a predicted model, not a curated record. The transcript has 10 exons. Lineage: Eukaryota; Cryptophyceae; Pyrenomonadales; Geminigeraceae.